Sardina pilchardus (European sardine) is the source of this 667-nucleotide messenger RNA. Its product is annotated as gamma-crystallin M2-like. Bases 66 to 605 code for a protein of 179 amino acids. Gene Ontology annotation, molecular function: structural constituent of eye lens. Gene Ontology annotation, biological process: lens development in camera-type eye; visual perception. The transcript is spliced from 3 exons. Lineage: Eukaryota; Metazoa; Chordata; Actinopteri; Clupeiformes; Clupeidae. The record is from RefSeq and is a predicted model, not a curated record.
GUCUGUGCGGCACGUAAAAGGCUCCAGCAUGCAUGGGACGCCCCUAACCUGUUUCUACAACCGCAAUGGGCAAGCAGAUCAUCUUCUACGAGGGACGGAACUUCGAGGGCCGCCACUAUGAGUGCAGCAGCGACUGCGCCGACACACACACGCACUUCUCGCGCUGCAACUCUAUCCGUGUGGACAACGGCUGCUGGGUGGCCUACGAGAAGCCCAACUACACCGGCUACCAGUACAUGCUGACCCAGGGCAAGUACCCCAACCACCACCGCUGGGCCGGCUUCAACAACUGCAUCCGCUCCUGCCGAAUCAUCCCUUCUUACAAUGGAUCAUACCGGCUGAAGAUCUUCGAGAGGACCGAUUUUGCGGGUAAGAUGAUGGAGCUGAACGAGGACUGCCCCAACCUGCAGGACAGCUUCCAGUUCCGCAGCAUCUCCUCCUGCAACGUGGUGGAGGGCUACUGGAUCCUCCACGAGCAUCCCCACUACCGAGGCCGCCAGUACAUCCUGCGGCCCGGCUCCUACAGUCGCCACAGCGACUGGGGCAGCAUGACCACCAGCGUGGGGUCGGUGCGACGCGUCACGGAGCUCAAGCAGAACCAGUAGAGCCCCUUUGCUCAGACAGCCCCUCCCCCCACCCCCCACUGGGUCCCGCGCUGAAACAGUUC